Molecule: messenger RNA, 1555 nt
Organism: Ceratosolen solmsi marchali
Lineage: Eukaryota; Metazoa; Arthropoda; Insecta; Hymenoptera; Agaonidae
Product: oral-facial-digital syndrome 1 protein
Exons: 4
Coding region: 204-1538 (444 amino acids)
Molecular function (GO): protein binding
Source: RefSeq, a predicted model, not a curated record
UGUCCAGAGCUACCAUCGGUCAUUUAACUUAUUAGCCAAUUAUCUAUCCUCUAUUGGUCAGAGGCUUAACUACUUUGACCUGUGCUUCCUCCUCCCUACAUGCAACUGCCAACGAAACCCGUUUCUCGUCAUAAAUUAUCGAUCUAUGGUGAUUGUACAUUUAAAAUUGUGCCUCGUUUUUAAAUUCACAUUUUUAUGUGAGAAUGGAGAGCGCCAUGGAAGCUGAUUACUCCACAGUCUAUUCGUGGUUCGACAAGUGUGGAAUCAUUUCUAAUAUUCGAACUCACCUUAGGUACAAUUUGGUCAAGGCUUUAAGGAACAAAGAUUUGUCUAAAACGUUUGAAAAGAACACUGCCAAAUCAGCCAAGCAGUAUAUUUAUGAUUUGCUUGUAGCUGAUUACCUUUGGAAUUAUAAUUAUGUUUAUACAUUGUCGGUAUUUUCAAGCGAAGCGCCCCUUUUGAUUAAUUUUAAUAAUGUAAAGUGUACGCAAUCAGGUACCGACGAAAAUCAUGGGAAAGUUAAGCAAAAAUUACAGAGCGACUACGUCUGUCAUGUAUUAGAAACUUUAGGAAUAGAACCUCGGAAAGACAGAGGCCAAAGUAUUUUAAAAGACUAUGCGGAGAACGAUGUGCCUUUACUUCUUUGCUUAUUACGACAAAUCAAGCCAACCGACAUUAACUUUUCUAAUGAAAAUAACGAACGGUGCGAAGCAAAUAAUGUCGAGCAUAGAGCGAUGCAAACCGAAGAAGCUGAAAAUGUCGUAUCUAAAGAAAAAUCUAAAAUUAUAGUGGCUAAGAAAAAGUUAAUUCAACAAAAGCAUUUGUUCUCCGCCCAGUUACAGCGAAAAGAGAACAAAUUAAAAGAACAAGCUGCAAUAAUGGAAGAGCAAUUAUUAAUGUUGCAAAAUAAAUUAGAUCAAGCGGAGAAAUUGAUAUACAACUACAAUGUAAAAGAAAAGGAAUUUAAAGAUAAUAUACAACAAGAAAAUAUGCGAAUUUUGCAAAGAGAAACAGAAUUAUCAACUAGGGAAAAGUUACUCUCCCAGGAAGCAAAUAGAUUAGAGAAAGAACGCGAUAGUUAUCGACAUUUUGAAAGUAAUUUGACAAAAUUACAGAAUGAGCUUACAAAAGUUAAGAAGGAAAUUCCCUACGCAGAUCGAACACUUAAUAAUAAUCUUAAAGAUGCGGAAGUACAAACGGAUUUUGAAAGUUUCAUUCUGUCUCGCAAUGAAAGAAACAUUCUCAGCCAAGAAAAACAAGAUUUAAAUGGUCUAGUAGUAGAACAGCAAUCGCGUAUAGAACAACUUACAUCAAGAGUUGUCUAUUUAUUACGUAAAUUGGAAGAAACGCAAUUACGAUCUCACAAGGUGGAAAUGCCAUCGAUUAUAAAAGUUACGAAUACUAAUACUAUAAUUAGUGAAAACAGUUCAACGGAGGAUAUCCUACAAGAUGCCAAAAUGCGUCUUCGUCGUUUGGAGGAAGAAAGUAUCAAAGCAGACCAAUAUUAUUUUAAUUUUAUUACGAAUACAUCUCAGUAAAUGUACAAUACUUUAUU